Messenger RNA from Hirsutella rhossiliensis, 7092 nucleotides. RefSeq names its product GTPase-activator protein for ras-like GTPase domain-containing protein. The record is from RefSeq and is a predicted model, not a curated record. NCBI's taxonomy places the organism in Eukaryota, Fungi, Ascomycota, Sordariomycetes, Hypocreales, Ophiocordycipitaceae. The coding region runs from base 1 to 7092 and encodes 2363 amino acids. The transcript is spliced from 18 exons. Gene Ontology annotation, biological process: regulation of GTPase activity.
AUGGUCGAUAGAGUUGCCACCAGGCUGCCGCAUCGAACAGGAACUCCCGGUCGAGCAUUAGAAGAUGACGAUGUUUUGCACACCACGCGAGCCAUGCUGGUCGGCCUUAGCAAUGUCGCGCUUAGCAAUAUUGCAAACGCCCUCGUUGACUUGCUCGAGGACUUGGCGCGACCUGAUGACACCGACGCAGGCGACCCUCACCUUCCUUCGUCCCUCGGCAAGAACCUCGUGAACCGCCUUUUCGACGCUAUAAUGGAGUUGCUGGAACCCAUACCCGACGACUAUAUGCUCCCUCCCCAAACCCUCUUGGGACAGGUAUUGGAGAGCAACGCCUGUGUGCCCUGGGUCGGUGUCGUGCAUUCGCAACGGGAGAUGGGGGACUCAGACAAGUCUUCCCAUCUGUUUGAACAUGCAGGCGGCUUGGGCGCAUAUGUCAAGACUAUCGUCGAAUACAUCACGGCAACGAAUUGGUCCUCCUCAUUUGCCUACGUCAAGAAUGUCAUUUACAGCAUUCGCACUGCCCCCUCCUUGGCCGACCUGGCACUUGUCGUCGCCCGUGCCCUGCCCUUUUUCUGGGUCGAUGGCCCCAAGCUUGGUCUCAUUAUCCAGGAACUUUGCUCCAGCUAUCUACAUUUUCGGAAGUCUUGCCAGAAUGCUGUCGCUGCCGCCUUGCCGCUGUUGAUUACGCGGUGGGUCGACCGCUAUCCCGACCAAUUCGUCCGGCUUCACUCCCUCCAUAAGAAACCUGAUGGUGGCGCGGACACCCUGUUUGAUAUGACCCAAGCUGGAACCGACAACGGGAAGAGAAAGACCGUAUUGUAUCCGCUGCAGCUUACGCUACUUCUCAUGCUACCCGACAUCUUUGAAGUAGCUAGUAACAUGAGCGAGGCCAGAAGCAACAGCAUGAUGAAGAAAGUCAACUUCCUCGACGGCCUGAAAAAAGCCCUCAGAAAUGGCAAUGAACGAGCCGGUUACUGCCUUAUUGCAUUGCUUCGUGCCGCUCGCCACUUCGACAGCAACAGUGAAUCUGCGCUUGUCAGCUAUGCAAUGGACGUGCAGGACGAAGUCAAGGACGUCAUCUUCGGCCACACAGUCCCCCCUUCACCAGAUGCACCAGUCUUUGACCAAGACAUGAUUACCGGCGCCUUUGACAAUUGUGCGGCCGCGGUGCUGUCCCAAGGGGACUCGAGAGAAGGCAGUUGGGGCCUGGUCUGCGCUAUUCUUCGGUUUCUGCAUCUUUUCCCCGAACCCCUAUCUGAUGAGCUGUCCCGAGCCUCCUUUGACAGGGGCUUUCUCCGGCCCUUUAUCUUCUGCGUGUUGUCAUCCGACACGUCCAUACGCGGACUGGCUACGAAGCUGGCCACCAGGCUUCUUGACGAGAAGCAAGGAUUCCGGGAAUCUGACGUCGAGAACUGCUCUUUCCCACGAGAUCUGGGGAAGGACAUUUGGAAGCAAAGCUCAACGGUCGUGACCGACCUCUGCGAGCGUAUAGAAGUUCAAAGGCAGACUGCGGAGAUCAAGUCACUCCAGGGGUUCUUGGCAGCUCGCCUGACCCUCCUGAGAGCAAUACCCGGCUUGUCGAAUCUCGCCUGGGAUGCUCCUGAUGUGGCCAACGAUUCGUCAAAACUCGAGAGUGUCCUUCUUGUCUCGCUCUGCACGGCGGAUGUUGACAUUUGCCAGACUGUAACGUCUUCCAUCGGACUCUUGCUUGAGGAAGCGUCUUUCAUAAGAGCCCAUAAUGAGCACAAUGGGUCCAUUCCCUCGGUGCUUCGCAAUCAAGGCACUUACCAGGAGCUCGCUUCUCCUGCCUUCCGCUUUACUGGGUUGGUCGCGUUCCAAAAGAGGAUGCGCGGCCUCUUGCGCAGUAUGCAUUACCCAACUUUGGGAAUUCUCAAUGCCUGGAACGUGGCCUUUGAAAGAUGGAUCGAGCUUGCUAAGGAUAUUUCUACUUCGUCGGUUGAUGCCAUUGACGACAAGAUGCUUUCCGAAUGGAGAAACUUGUCGGGAUUCCUGGCCUCGCUGGGCGGCAUUUGUAUUGCUGAUCGAGGGACUGCACUGGAAGAACUACCUCCUAGCGGCUUGCGAUGGAUCGAUCGGCACAUUUCGGAGCACUUCGAGGAGCCAGAUCUGACGCGUUUCCUCAGAGUCAGCAUCCAACUCUUGGGCUGCUCCAUUGCGAGAGUGCGCGAGGCGAUGCGAGAUGUCUUGUCCACCGAAACCUCCUCCGUUCUCUACGGUCCACUGUUCAAGGCUCUGGAGUCAGAGCUUGAGGUGCUUCUGACUGGGGUCCUUCGUCCGGCUGAAAGCGGACAGGACUGUGGGAUCAUUUUCGCCGAGCAGGCCGCUUCGCUGUUGAGAACCAUGGUGGAAAGGAUAGAAACUCCGACAGAUCUCGGAGGAUCGUCAUUCAUUCAUCUUGGCAUCAUAACCCUCAACUUCACCAAGUUUAUUGACUCGGCUUCCGAUGGAGCAAACACACUCAGGGUAAAGAUCAGGGUUUGCAAUCUAUGCGAGGCGGUCACGCAACGGAGAGAACAUAUGAACCUGCGGGACGACGUGCGCACCAGGAACCGACUUCUCGAAUGCAUCUUUGGCUGGAUAGCCCGGCCGCUCCCUUCGAUACAGGAGCAACAGUCUACCACGGGGACCCGGCAGGAUGAUAGUCGCCGCAUGCAGAAAGACCUGGACAAGGCGUGUUUGAAAGCUCUUGCUCAACUAACCUUUCGCCUGCCACUGCAGCCCGCCGAUAGUCAGACUGACGCCGGAAUGAGCGCACAAAAGGCCCAGAUGUUUCACAACUACUUCAACCGCUUCUUAUUCCUUUUGCACAACGAACCUCGUGAUGCCGGCCGUUCAGAAUACUCUGGCGUGGUCGCGCGCGGCGGAGCGGCUCCCGACUCGGACUUGGUCAUCACCAUCCUGUCGAACCUCUUGAGCGCAAACAUCGACGUUGGGCUGAAGCAUUCCCUGAAUAUUGGUUACCAUGAGAACAUCGAGAUACGCACUGCCUUCGUCAAGGUCCUCUACAAUAUCCUGAUGCAAGGAACGGAGUUUGGCAGCCUGACCGACUCGGCUGUGAGCGAAAAGUAUGAAGAAUUGUUAGAUGUCCUGACGACAGAUCUUUCUCUCCCUGUCGCGAUGAGUUCGGUUUGCCCGACAUCCGAGGUGGACGAGCUCACCGUGUGCCUAUUGACUAUCUUUGAACAGCGUGGGCUGAUCUUCGAGUUAUUCGAGGCUCUUAUAAGGCAUGAGAUAGGGCAAACUGAAAACGAAGCCGAGAUUCUCCGAAGAACAUGCGUCGUGACCAAGAUGCUCUCCAUAUAUGCCAAGUGGAAGGGUAACCUGUAUCUGCGGGCCACUCUCCGAAAAGUCCUCGAAAGACUCAUGUUGACAUCGCAAGAUCUCGAUCUGGAGCUCGACCCCGCGAGAGUCGGCUCCCAGGAGGAACUGCAAAAGAAUGCGGUCCAGCUUCAGAUCGUCGCAAAGGUCUUCAUGGAUGAUAUUUGCGCAUCGUCGAUGAGUGUGCCAGCUUCGUUUCGGAAGAUAUGCAGUAUCAUAUCCGACGCCGUUUCGUCUCGCUUCCCAAACGCCAAAUACACCGCGGUUGGGGCUUUCGUGUUUCUCCGCUUCAUCUGCCCUGCCAUUGUUGCGCCUGAAUCGGAGGGCCUCGUAUCAAGUGCACCGACAAAGGGAAUGCGGCGUGGCCUCCUGCUCAUCGCCAAGAUCAUACAGAACCUCGCAAACAACGUCCUCUUUGGCGCCAAGGAGCCCUACAUGUUCCCGCUCAACCCAUUUCUUGUCCAAAACAUACAUUUGGUGACUGGGUUCUUGCGUGAGAUUUCGGUGCCGCCGAACCACUUGGAGAGCCGUGUGAACUCGAAGCUUCUCGACUUUGGAUCCUGCGUUGCCCUCCAUCGCUUUCUGUACGACCACUGGGACCACGUUCGCCAGACGCUGGCUUGUCGUGAGAAAAAGGAAUACGUUGUACGAAGCCCUGCAGAGUAUGCGCGUGGCACGCCGUCCAUCUCCGAGCCGCUUCUAGAUCUUGUUACCAAGCUUGGGCCCCCGCCACUGGCCAUAUCUUGGAAUCGACCGCAAAUCUCAUCCAACUCGCCACCACUAUACUCCCGAUUCCAGAAUUUCAUGCUCCGGAACGCGUUCAAGAGUUCCGAGUCUUUUUUGACGUCUCGAGCUGUUUACGACGGAGGCGAAAGCAAGGAUGGGCUUUCGAUAGUCUGUGUCAUUCUGCGGCACAUUGAAAACGAGAGCAUCGACUAUGACACCCUUCUAUAUUGCUAUCUGAAGAUCGCGAGCCGGUUGUGGCAUGAGCCUUUCGGUCUUUUCAUAGAUUCGACCUGUUACAAGGGGCGAAACGAGCCCCCAGACGAGUUUUUCACAAAUCUGGACCUCUUAACGCCCUCGGAACUGUCGCUGAGUCUGUCUAGGAUAUACGUCUAUAACAUGAAUAGCGCAUUCAAGCGAUGCUUUCGACGGUUAUUACGAGUUUCCACCCGGAAUGAAAGCAGCGUUUUUCAUCCCAAGAAUGUGGACUACCAUCUCAUCGGUAGCCUUCAGGACCUGCAAGCACACUUUCACCUAAGCCAGCUCCACCUCCCGAAAGAGACCAUCAGUGUCGUGACAGACACGCGCUACGUCUUCCAGCCCGUCACUCGACUUUCCAAAUCCAAGGGAAUGGUCGAGGUCAUCAUCAAGGUUGGCAGCCAGUUUGUUCAGGUCACAACAGCCAAGAAGCAGGAAAUCUUGCCAGGGCUGCGCCUGAGCAGCAUAGUGAAUGACAUCUUCCGCCUUGGCGAAGUCGAAGAAGCUACGACGACGAUUCACGCCGAGGACGAAUCUGCUUUUGGGCUAAAAGCAGAUGGUGGCAAAAUCGUCAUGUGUUUUACGAGCAUGAAGAGGGUCGAUGUGCUCCAGAGCAUCCGCGGGGCAAAGAGCAAGCACGGAACGGAUGACAGGGCUCACAAGCCGCUCGAGAGGCUGGUUCGUCCGCAGGAUGUUCCGGGCACGAUUCUCAACCUCGCCCUCACCAACUUGGCGAGCCCAGACCACACCCUCAGACUUGCGUCGUACAACCUGCUCGGUGCACUUUGCCGUGCCUUUGAAUUCGGCGCCGAAGCCAGGAUAGUAUGCGCCAAAGACUUGUCCGUUCCUCUCGAUCCUUCCCGGUUCAUCGUCAACAUGAGCAAAGAACUUGCCCUCACCGAGGCACAACUGACCUCGGAUUUCCUGACUGAAUUUUUCGUCAGCUGGGAGGGCCUCCCAGAGGAACAGAAACCCCUUGGAUUAGAGUACAUGGCCCCCUGGCUCUCGGGCUUGCGCCUCAAUGUUCUGGCUAGCGACGUGGAUGGGGACAAGAGCCGGGAAAAAGUCGCCAGUCUCUUCCGCAAGUUCAUCGACCUCGUUGCCCUAGACCCGAGUCUGCUGCAUGCCCUCGAGCACCAUGUUUGGCCAUCAGUGGCCCGAGACGAAUUACUGCUGGAGAUCUUCCUCGACGAGCUCAUCAAGACUUCCUUAAGCUAUGAUGCACGAGCAGAAAGCGUAGCAACGGUCUCGUCCGUCAUGGUUGGCAUUGGCACCGUCAGUCUUCGGGGCAAACUCAUCUCACGUCUCCGCAAGGCGCUCAAUCGCUCGUCUCUACGGCCAACCAGAUUCCUCCCAGACAAUGCCGUCUGGGUCGAAAUAUGUGUUCUGCUCCAGUUUUGCCUAGCCCUAUCGUUUGACAGCGGCGUGCAGUCUCAAAUGUUUCUCCCAGAGGUUUUUCACAUAGUGACAAUGCUUGCCAACACCGGCGGACAAGACAUCCGCCUCCUUGUUCACAAGUUCCUGGUCAACACUAUACACGCCGCUUGUUCGUCGUUCAUGCUGGACGAUGCGAAGCUCUUCAAGCUACAGACCAACCUAGACUCCCUCUGCGACGUUCGCGGAGACACCUUGUCGUCAGCGCUGGCUCGAGAGGACGGUUCUGUAUCUAUGAUGCAGGAUUCGGGAUCGGCGCUUGCGACCACGGAGAAUCUGGCAGCUAUUUUGUUUGAGACAUGUUCUGCGGCGGCUCCGUCGACUGACGUGGCCAAUGCUUGGCGUUCCCGGUGGAUGAGUCUCGUCGCCAGCACAGCCUUCCAGAACAACCCAGCUAUCCAACCAAAGGCUUUCGCAGUGAUGGGCUACCUAGCCCGCGAGGAGGUCGACGACGACCUCCUAUAUCAAGUCCUUGUUGCCCUUCGAAGCAGCGUUGGCCAGUUUGGAGAGGACGGCAACAGCGAGAUGCUGAAAGCCAUUGUCACAUCUCUCGCCAAGAUGAUGACCAAACUGCCAUCUGCGUCUCGAUAUGGCGUGCAGCUGUUUUGGCUCGCCAUCUCGCUCGUGCGACUGGUGCCGUCGGGGCUAUUCAACUGCACUGCCCAAUUUCUAGAAGCGAUACUGACCAACAUUGGGACCGCGGGCAACGUAAGGGGCGAGAAAAUGGUCCCGCUACUACUGCAGAGCCGCAGUCAACUGGAAGAGGCAGCUCUUCCCCUGGAUGAAGCGUACGGUAUCCAGUUCGGCCAUGAGACUUUCCACUUCGCGUCACAUUCUGUGCACGGGUCUCCCUACUUAGCCUUGAUUUUGGCCCGAUGCGUGGGCCAUGAGGACUUCAUCGAGAGCCUCUGGUGGUCUGACAUGAAGCUUGACGGGACCAGCAGCAUCAUCAAUUCACGCGGAGGCCAUGAUGUUGACAGUUUUCAGGACCAGGAGCUUCUGCUUAUGUCCGCCGUGGAGCUCGUGGAUUUCCACCACCUGGAAGACGCGGCUCAGGCGCGCAGCCUUGACUGGUUGAACAAGCUUGCUAUCGCACGCCCAAGUGCUUUUGUCAAACUGUGUGGCCCCAUGCCGUCUAUUUUGAGCGGCGUGCUGCUUCAUGGACAGGAUUCGGCUGCAUUGGGGGCUGCACACUCGUUGCUCCGGAUCCUGACAUCGGAUGAUCGAUAUGCAGCCGCGACGGGAUCCAUGCAGACCCUGAGAGAUGUGCUGGAUGAACUCGGAUUCACCGGACUGUCUGAUGGUGAUAUGAGCGACGAAGAUGUCUCGAGCGGAUGA